This is a messenger RNA of Elaeis guineensis (African oil palm), 976 nucleotides long. RefSeq names its product germin-like protein 8-14. Gene Ontology annotation, molecular function: manganese ion binding. Lineage: Eukaryota; Viridiplantae; Streptophyta; Magnoliopsida; Arecales; Arecaceae. The record is from RefSeq and is a predicted model, not a curated record.
ACCCUAGCCGUAUGUACGUGAAGCGCUGUAUGGCUUUUGAGGAUCCGCAGCCCUCUCCUCCAUAUCCCCAUCCCAAAACCAAACCCUCUCUAUAUAAACCCCACAGACCAUAUACUAACUCAUAGGGCGAGAAGGAAGACAGAACCCAACAAGACAGCGAAGAGAAAGCAACAAUAAUGCUUCCCAUCCUCCUCCUCUCCCUCCUCUUCUCCUCCUCCUCCCACGCCGCAGACUUCUGCGUGGCGGAUCUAACGGGCCCAGAGACCCCCUCGGGCUACCACUGCAAGAACGAAUCUGCCGUCACCGCCGAUGACUUCGUCAUGACCGGCCUCGGCGUGCCCGGCAACUUCUCGAGCAUGUUUAAGGCUGCACCCAAGGCCGCCUUCGUCCGCCAGUUUCCCGGCAUCAACGGGCUUGGCAUCUCAGCUGCCUUCGUCUAUUAUGCCCCUGGGGGUUUUAUUCCCCUCCACACCCACCCAGCCGGCAGUGAACUCAUUGUGGUCACCCAGGGCACCCUCCUUGCUGGCUUUAUCUCCUCCGCCAAUAACGCCUACUAUAAAACCCUCAACACGGGCGACGCCAUGGUCUUCCCCCAGGGGCUGCUGCACUUCCAAGUGAAUGUUGGUGAGACGACCGCGAUAGCCGUCGUCGGCUUCAGUAGCCCGAGCCCUGGGAUCCAAACAACAUCGUUCUCGCUCUUUGCGGGCAAUUUGCCAUCGGCAUUGGUGGAGAAGGUUACCUUCCUUGAUGAUGAUGAAGUGAAGAAGCUCAAGAAGAUGUUGGGAGGGACUGGGUAGAUGAGAGAGCUUGCUGGCCGAGAAUUGAUUUAAUGGGCGCCAGGUGUUUUUUCAGGGUUUUGAUUGUGUUGAGAGUUCGAUGUAUGUAUUCCUUUUGUUGUGGGGCAAAUUGGUGGUGUAUGAAGACUAAAUCUAAUUUGAUGUAAUAAAACAGUAAUUGCUAAUUUUUUUUUCUUCUC